Molecule: messenger RNA, 1608 nt
Organism: Contarinia nasturtii (swede midge)
Lineage: Eukaryota; Metazoa; Arthropoda; Insecta; Diptera; Cecidomyiidae
Product: dimethylaniline monooxygenase [N-oxide-forming] 3-like
Exons: 5
Coding region: 155-1546 (463 amino acids)
Molecular function (GO): N,N-dimethylaniline monooxygenase activity; NADP binding; flavin adenine dinucleotide binding
Source: RefSeq, a predicted model, not a curated record
UCGCUACACGUAAAAUACAGACACAGUGUGACUGUGUACGUGCGGCACUUGAUACACAUAUACAUCGCGACAUACCGUAGACUCUAUUUGCGACGCAUACAGCUCUGUCGCUGUGCAGUUACGUUGAAUAUCCAGAUAUUCUAAAAUAUCUCGGAUGGCUAUCCAUCCGAAAUACAUAGACUGGUUUCUGUUGACGCUAUCAGUCAAUUUCCUUCAAGCGGCUCCAAAUUCCGGUUCACAUAAAAUAAAUAAAUUGAAAAUUGCUGUUAUUGGUGCUGGUGUAUCGGGUCUGUCCUGUGCAAAAAGUGCUCGUAAAUUAGGACAUGAUGUAGUGAUUUGGGAACAGGGCGAAGCUCUUGGAGGAAUCUGGUUCUAUACGGAGAAAACGGGCAAAGAUGAAUAUGAAGACGAGAUUCAUACUCCAAUGUACAAAGAACUUCGAGCAAAUACUCCAUACCAACUGCUGGAGUUUUCAGGAUGGAAGUUUCCGAAUGGAACCAAUUCGUAUCCAUCACAAGCAGAAGUGUGGAAUUACAUCAAUUCUUACGCUAAACAUUUUGGCAUUGAUAAACUUAUCAAAUUUCAUCAUAGGGUUGACAAAGUUGAGUCAAUCAAGGGGGAUAAGUGGAAAAUCACAGUUACAGAUAAGAUCAAGAAUUAUACAAAAACAGAUGAAUUUGAUGCUAUUUGUGUUUGCAGCGGUGUUUUUGCCCUACCAAUCUAUCCUAAUAUAAGAGAUAUUGAUAGAUUCAAGGGAGAAGCUAUUCACAGUCGGCACUAUCGCAAUGCUAAAGCAUAUGAAGAUAGAAUAGAUAAAGACGUCCUAAUUGUUGGUGCUGGACCAAGUGGGAAAGACAUAACAAUUCAUGUUGCAACAUAUGCUAAUCGAGUUACGUUGAGUCGACACAUACCAGAUGAUGAAAAUGAACAAGAUUUUCAAAAACUACAAGUAGGUUUCGGGCCAAAAGUCACACUAAGAGGUGAAGUACAGCGUUUAACUGAAAAUGGAGCCGAAUUUAAAGACGGGACAUACCAAACCUUUGACUCAAUCAUUUUUGCAACGGGCUUUGAUUAUUCGUAUCCAUUUUUGGAUGAAAGCACUGGCAUUCAUGUUAAGGACAAUUACAUUGAACCACUUUAUAAGCAUAUUAUUAACAUUGAACAUCCUACUAUGGCCUUUAUCGGUGGAGUUGUUAGUGUCGCAGCCAUGCCCAUCUAUGAUUUGCAGGCACGCUUUGCUCUGCAAUUCAUCACGAAAGCCAAGAAACUACCACCAUAUGAAGAUAUGAAAUUAGAUAUGCAAACUCGAAACGAAGCUCAAUGGAAUAAAGGAAUUCCCAAUAGUAAAACUCAUAGCAUUGGAUCUAAUAUCCAAGACUAUGCUAACCAACUUGCAGAAACUGCCGGCAUUCCAAAUAUCCCAACUGUUAUCUCAGACAUCUUUAUUGAUUCACGAAAAAUAUACAAAAUAACCGACCCAUUUGGUUUUCGCUCAAAUGUGUACACGAUAAAAAGUGAUGCUGAAUUUAAGAGAGAAAGACUUUGAUAAAUCAACUAUUAACUUAAAUUUUAAUGUUGUUGACUUUAUUUAUUAUAUUCAUUUUUUCA